GAACGCAGCAUUGAUAAUAGACCACUAGUUGGAUUUUAAUAUGCAUAGCGCAGCUCAAUGCAACACACGUACACUGCACGUACCAAAAUGGAGGACGCAUUGGCUGUUGCAUGCAUCUCUGUGGUUCUCUUUGUAGCUGCUUGGUUGUUCACUGAAUUCCGCACUGCAUGGAAUGGUUCACAAGCCCAGCUACCAAAAAAUGUUCGAGCGUUUAGUAAGAUUCCAGGUCCUCGCGGAUUACCGUGGUUCGGUUCUGUGAUUCAACACAUCAUGAACGCAAAAUCCAUUCAACAUGUUUGUACUCAAAAAAAGCUGUUUGAACAGUACGGGCCGAUAUUUAAGGAGACUGUCAUGGGAAAGACCCACGUUUACAUCCAAAGUCCCGCCGAUCUUGAAGCCGUGUUCAAAGCCGAAGGAAAAUUUCCUAAACGAUCAACCGAUGUAAUGUUAACACUGAAGGAAUACCUUAGAACCAGGAACGUUAUGGUGGUGCCUAGCCUCGGUUUGCUGUAAGUAUUCUAUCCACAGGAUAUUUUAUCCCAACAUGACAGAAGCAUGGUCAUGCAAAAGUGCAAUUCUGCGUAUUUUCCAGUUUCGUUUUCACCAAAAACAGACAAAAAAACCAACCGCCCAGAAAAUGCUAAUUCUUUUAGCCACUAAUUUUGCGAGUAAUUAUUCAAUCAGACCGGUUUGUUAUUUAAAUAUUUCGAAAUACAGUGGACUCCCGAUAAUUCGAACCUUCAGGGGAAACAGAAAAAAGUUCGAGUUAUUGGGAGUUCGAGUUAUCGAGGGUAAAUUUAUAUAGAAAAUGUUCUGAAGGUUAAUAAAAAUUACUUCGAGUUAGCGGGAGGUUUGAGUUAUAGAGGGUUCGAGUUACCGGGAGUCGACUGUGUAUAUUCCCGAGGGAGAAUUGAAACUAAGUGCACCUUUGUCAUGCAAGUUUUUGAGAUAAAAAAAAUGCCAAAUUUGCAAAGGUUGAUGCAAGGUUUCCGAGAAUAUUUAGUUUACACAACAGGACGACUAUGGCAAGCCAAAUGUAGCAAUAUUCAAUUCGUUUAAUUUUAUAUGUAGUUUUGUAUUAUGUGUUCAACUAUGCGUUUAAUAUUCAACUUAUAUUCAACAUUCAACGCGUUAUUCAGUAUUCAACUUCGCAUUCAACAUUCAACUAUUCAUUUUAUAUUCAAUUCCUUAUUCACCCAUUCAAUUAUCUAUUCAACAAUUUCAACCAUUUAUUCAACAUUCAACUUUAAUUUUUAAAACAUUCAACUAUUCAUUCAACAUUCAACUUUAAUUCAACAUUCAACUAUUCAUUCGACAUUCAACUAUUCAUUCAACUCUUUUGAUCCCUCACUACUUCUGGUCAGUGACACGGAUCAUUGCUUGUUAAAAAUAGGGACUUUUAGCACCGACGGUUUUCAAGACGGCUACGGGAACCGGAAAUGAAGUCAGACUCUUUUUCGCGCGCGCGAGUGUCACCCUCCGUUUCUUGCCGCCGUAGCGGCCUUCCCUAGUACGGCAAACCGAGUAGUUUGACGUACUGGCGACUACGGGAGUUUUAGGUGAGUAUUUUUUAACCUUUUACUUGACUUUUAUUGUUUUCAUUUGAAAAACAACUUCUUAUUCCUUUUCUUCAUAAAUUUAGACCAGUUUUCUUUAGAAUUGGUUUGAUAUUUUUGCUUUAUUUACGCUUUUUUCACAGGUGUGGAUGACACAUGUCGGUCGAAAAGCAUCCCAAGUGAGCUUAUUUUUGUACAUGAUUUUGCUUGUCCUUUCCGUUUUCAUUUUGAUAUAUAACGCUAAUACUGUUUAUCUAAAUUGUUUCUUAACGUUUGGACGUGGGCUUUUCUUUCAAGUUUUUAUCUGUUGUUAUGUUUCAGUCACCGAAUAUAUAUCUUUUUUAUAACUAGACAAAACAUGCCUUUUUUGCCUAUGGCUGCUUUAAUUUUGAUAUAUAAUGGUGUUCAGCUUCCGGUCGGGCAUCAAAAUAAAAGGCGAGAAGCAUUUAAACGUGUUCAUAUGAGUUGCUACGACGUGAUAACGGGCUGUAUAUUCUUUGCAUGUCGUCGAGAUCAAAAAGUUUGUACUGCUCGUGAGGAAAAUCUAAGUUAGUUGACCUAUUCACAUCAUACAGGAGUAGAAACUCCUCUUCUGUAAUUAACCUUUCAUCUAAUGCAUGCAGCAUAGAGCAACUGUUCUCGAGCCUUCUUUAGGGACAUUUUUCCCUAAACAUCUAGUUUUGUGUCCGAGUCUCUACGACUAUUUCGUUCACGCCGUACUCAGGGAUUGUUUUGGUUGCUAAACUAUAUUUAUUUUCGCGGGCUUUUGCGCGGACGGGGCCUUGUAUCCCCAGUCCCCGCGCGAUCUAGUUCGCCGUAGCCGUCCUGAAAACCGUCGGUGCUAAAAGUCCCUAAUAUGGCGGCGGUGGCGGCUAGAGUGCCAGCUACGGAAAUAGAAGCUUAUGAAGAUGACACAAGGCUGCACUUCGAUGUGGAGUCUGACUUUCCAAGGUUUCUUGACCCGGUUUUACGAAGAACUGACCAGAUUUCCCAGACGAAAGUGGAUGACGAAAUUGUGGAGCAGCAUAUUGUCGUUGUCGAUCAAACGGAACGUUUGCUUUGUAUACCCAGGUAUACCCCGAGACAGCAGUUCGAAUAUUAACGCCUAUGACAAAGAAACCUCAGAUAAUCUCUCAUCAGCAUUCAGUGAUGUCGAUCAGCCCUGCAGCAAUGUUUAGCCAGAGCAGCCGUUUCUCCCACCACAAUUGUAUGGGUAUGACCCAGAGGGCCCCUCUCCUUCAGAAGAAGAUAACAACGUCGUUGUCGAAUCAAUUUCUUUAGAUAAAAGGCAUUCAAUAGAGUGCUAUGUGUUGGAUGCUGUUGACCCUCUAACCCAGUCCACUCAACUGGGUAUCGAUCUUUGUAUUCAAGCCCUAGACCUGGUCAGGGAUAGAAUGGAAUGAUAGGGCGCUUUCCAUUUAGGAAAAAAACCCGGAAAUUUCGGUGGUAGCAAAAGUGGAAUUUCCGAUUGGUAAAAAGUUGUUCCAUUCGGUCUUAAACCCCGGUACGUGGCGGUGCCCGACCGUGGACCUGGAACUGGUACAAACUACGAGAAACGUAAAUAGAACACGACACUCCGUUCGGAAAUUCCAACCGGGAAAACGGGACCACCUGUUUAGAUUUUCCACUUUUUCUGGGAAUUUUCCCGUGGGACGAACUGACGAAACGUGUUCCAUUUACCGCUGAACCGGAAAUUCCGGAAAUUUUGAGUAAAUGGAAAGCGCCCAUAGUUAGAUCUCCCUGGAACAGAAAAUUACUACCCAGACGUGAGGAGGACAGGCUCCUAUGUAAAAGUGAUCAGGAUGCUUGUGGGGGAAAUUACAACCACACCCCUAAAAAAAAACAAUGUGGGUAGGGCUCGGGCUUUAUUUGACCCCUAGGAAGAUACUCAUUUUUUGACAAGUCUGAAGAAAGGCAGGUGCAUGUUCAAUUGUUUAAAUUACUACUAAUAAUAUAAUAGGACUUAAAGAUAAUGCUUGUGUAGAGUAUCUGGGGUUUCCACUUUCACCAGCGAGCCUACCAAAGAACAUUUCUCAUGGGAGUCUGAGAAAAUGAUUGUCAAAUUUCACAAAAUUACAUCUUACACUUGAAAUUUUCAGAAUUUUACCCAUGUUUUCACAAUUCUUGUGAAUUCUUAGUAGUAAUUUUCUGUUCCAGGGAGAUCUAACUAUCAUUCCAUUCUAUCCCUGACCAGGUUUAGGGCAUGAAUAUAAAGAUCAAUACCCAGAUGAGUGGACUGUGUUAGAGGGUCCACAACAUCUAACACAUAGCACUCUAUUGAAUGCCUUUUAUCUAAAGAAAUUGAUUCGACAACAACGUUGUUAUCUUCUUCUGAAGGAAAGGGGCCCUCUGGGUCAUACCCCGGCCAUACAAUAAUAUUGUGGUGGGAGACACGGUUGCUCUGGCUAAACAUUGCUGCAGGGCUGAUCGACAUCACUGAACGCUGGUGAGAGAUUAUCUAAGGUUUCUUUGUCAUAGGCGUUAAUAUUCGAACUGCUGUCUCGGGGUAUACCUGGGUAUACAAAGCAAACGUUCCGUUUGAUCGACAACGACAAUAUGCUGCUCCACAAUUUCGUCAUCCACUUUCGUCUGGGAAAUCUGGUCAGUUCUUCGUAAGACCGGGUCAAGAAACCUUGGAAAGUCAGACUCCACAUCGAAGUGCAGCCUUGUGUCAUCUUCAUAAGCUUCUAUUUCCGUAGCUGGCAUUCUAGCCGCCACCGCCGCCAUGUUUUUAACAAGCAAUGAUCUGUGUCACUGACCAGAAGUAGUGGGGGCUCAAAAGAGUUGAAUGAAUAGUUGAAUGUUGAAUGAAUAGUUGAAUGUUGAAUUAAAGUUGAAUGUUGAAUGAAUAGUUGAAUGUUUUAAAAAUUAAAGUUGAAUGUUGAAUAAAUGGUUGAAAUUGUUGAAUAGAUAAUUGAAUGGGUGAAUAAGGAAUUGAAUAUAAAAUGAAUAGUUGAAUGUUGAAUGCGAAGUUGAAUAUUGAAUAACGCGUUGAAUGUUGAAUAUAAGUUGAAUAUUAAACUCAUAGUUGAACACAUAAUACAAAACUACAUAUAAAAUUAAACGAAUUGAAUAUUGCUACAUUUGGCUUGCCAUAGACGACAGACACUGAAAACGCUUGUGUAUGACAAAUGUGAUAGGGCUAUUGCUUUCGUGUUCAGUUCGUGAUCCUCGCUUAACAUCAAUAUUUUCUGGUCUUUGCAAAAAACAUCUGUUUAAAAGAAAGUGAAGUUUGGGGUAAAAUUAUUUCGACCAAAAUUAUUUUUGCGAGCGCCAUUCUACAGCACAUGACGAAAAACUGAUAAAAAUGCAUCAGUUUGCUUUUGCCCCAAAAUGCCCCGCACUAACGUCCACUCCCUUACCCCCUCCCCGUUAAACGUCCAGUUGACGUUAAGCAGGGGAAAAGUAAAUAUGUCGACGGCCCCUAAUAUAAUAUUCGUCAGGAAUAGAUUCGAGAGAAGAAUGGGACUGGACAGAAAGAAAAAAAAACAACAAACAAACUAACAAUACAAAACAAAAUGGAUGCGUUCAUACUAGCACCUGUUUGCCGGUCGAGAUUGAUGUGGAGAGACAGAAGAGUGUUUUAGCGGAAUGAGUUGGCUAGCAAUGUGUAUGAUUGAAUAUGCAAACAAUGGACAUCGAUUUCAUAUUAUUGGCUUGUCUAUCUUCUUCAACUCCAGAGAGAAAACAAAGGUGCCGACAGAAACAAAAACAACGAAUGCUGGGAAAAGGGUUGAACCAGGCAGUUGGUGUAACCAGUACCAGCCCCUCUUCAAUCAAAGAUUAGGUCAAAUCCGCCUACAACUUGAAUUUCAGUCCAGAUAUAAAUUCAGAGACGAGAUGGAUUAUCCGUCUCAAAAGAAAUGUUUUGUCAGUUAGCCCCGAGUGGCCAAUCGUUAGAAAUCGGAAAAUCUGAUUUGAUUGAUAUUGAUUGUAUCGAUCAAUCGGUAGAAAUCGAUGACACACUCGUUUCGUUUAUCAAUUAAUCUUGAUUUUUACCGAUUUCAUCGAUUUAUAUCCGAAGAUAUAACUGUUCAUCUGUUCAUUCAAAAAUGAAAACUUAUUUCAUGCAAACAGUAAAUUGGUUGACAAUUGAGUCGCAGCUGAGAGUCGAAGGAUCAAACAGUUAUCACUUUUUAAUAAAUUCUUUUAAAAAAAUCUGAAAAAUCUUAUCUUUUCUUCAAAACCAGGUUUAAAAUCUUCUUCUGGUUUCUAGGCUUAGGCGCCCACUUUUUCACGAUUUUGACCUGCCGCCCUUUCAAAAUAAAGUCGGUGUAGAUCCGGAUGUAGUUAAAUCCCGGAGUAGCUAAUAGAUAAAACUCGAAAUCGAUCAAAAUCGUUAGCAAUUAAGUGAUUUGUAUCGAUUGAUAACGGAAAGGGUAUAAAUCUAUCCAGGGAAAUCUUUGAAUGAAUUUCAGAUAUCCCGGCCUUCGACUCGAGGGGAUGUCUGAAAUUCAGGUUAGGAAAUCUUUACUAAGAUUGUAUUUCUCGUGAUACUUGCUGCGAGAACUAAAUGUAAUUAUAAAACCGAACCGUUUUUGUUAUUAUGUACCAAACGAAGAGUUUUAGAUUGAAACUUGUGCGUGUGAUAGUUUCCACACGUCUCAUUUUCAUAUUUGUUGAGCAGUUGAUAUUCGUGGAUUUGUUUCCUCAGCCGUACUAUCUAACUCAUGCCAAAAAAUAACAAUGGCGGACUUCCGUUAUAAAUCGAUAAAAUCAUGAAAAAUCGCUAACAUCGAUUUGACGCAGCAAUUUAGUUUAUCGAUUUUCACCCGAUUUCCGUUAUCAAUCGAUAAAAAUCACUUCAUUGCUACCGAUUUUUAUCGAUUGACUACUCCGAGCUGUUAGCACGUCUAUAAGACAUGCUGACAGACGAAUCAAUUGUGAGCCUCAAGCCCCAUUUACUCUACAGAAAAAAAUGGGUCCGGACCCAUAAAAAAGUUGGUACAGAUCAGAUAUUUUUGCCGCGUAAACCUUCCUUACCAUGUUUUCAUGGAAUGGAUCCGGACUCGCUUUUUUCUGGUUUUGGGGCCAUAAGCGGCUAUGGCCCCCAAACCGAAAAAAACACGAGUACGGACCCCUUUUGCUGUUCUUCGAAAGCGCUGAGUAAACGCAUCUUCGUUCCGUAACAUCUUCUUAAUGUGAGCCUGCCGUGCUUUACGGUGGUUUCGCGCAUGUGUACUAUUGCACUUUUCAAUCAUAAACCUAACCUGAUUGUUACCAGUGUAAACGAUUGAAAAAAAUCGGUUCGGACCACUUUUUGGUAAUGCGUCCGGACCCGGUUUUUUCUGUAAUGUAAAUGGGACUUCACUAUGGGUAUUCCCCACGAAAUUGAGGUUGCGACGAUCGCCAUUGAUGAAGCAACGAUCUUAGAUAUUAGAGCGACUAUCUAAUCUUCAGUGUCAUCUCGGCUAUUUCAACAAGAUUGACAACAUUAGUUGUCAGGCGCCUCUAGUCGUGCAAUGACGGCAAAGAAACCUGCCAAAAAAGGGUUCUGCACGUUCAGAGUUUUUUAAAAAAUUAUUUUCUCGUUUCCCUCGUCGUUGUCUAAGUUCGCUGGUAGCGUAACCGCGCAAAAAAAUCUUGAUAUCUGACGAUUUCCCCUGAAAAACUAACCUGAGAUCAGGCCCAAAUUUUAGCGGGUCUCAUACAUUCUCUCUAACGGCUACCGGUAAAAUUCUUUUCGUUUCGCAUUGCCCGCUGGAAUGUUACGUACAAAGCGAAACGAAAAUUUAGCCUGAUCUCAGGUUACUGAAAAACCGACGAGUUGAUGGAAAACGCACGAUGAAAUCGACGUACGCGGGCACCCUUACAGAGGCUCAAGUGUAGACGAAUCUUGGGCCAAAUUCGUUAAAACUCCUGCUUUUAUCCGUCUUUAGUGUAAAUUUAGCCAAUGGUAGUCUGUACACAGACUUUGCUUUUUGUUUUUCUUUUCGACAACCAGCGAGCGCGUAUAUCACUUUCUUAAAGUCGUUGUGAGCUUAGACUGGUCAUGCAGGAAUAAAAGGUAAGCAGUUAACGAAUUUUAAUUUCAGCUGUAAUUUUUUUCCUUGUGUCAGAAAUAAUGAAGAGUGGGCCCGACUGCGUAAAGCAAUGACACCCAAACUUCUCCGACCCCAAGAUGUUGGAGAGAAUAUUCAAAGCUUUUGUAGAAUGACAAGAGAUGCAGUUAGUUAUUUGGCAAAGACAAGGGGAGAUGCUGGAUUUGACAACGAGAUUCCUAACCUCGAAGACGUUCUUCAUAACUUUGCCGCCGAAAGUAAGUACAUUUAUCAGUGGUAGGUCGAGGUCUCUACAGCCUGUCCAAACCCAAUUGGAUUUGUUUACCGUAUUUACUCGAUUAAACGCACUGCAUGGAGGAAGAAUUGUCAGUAAAAGCUGUCCCCGAAAAAACGCUGCGCCGAAUCCGUUGCGACGUCUAUUCGACGAUUAUAAGAAAACAACUGGGAACAACUCCGUAAUGCACAUCAUGCAGACAAUUACGAUUCGACCCCAGCAAAAACAGCGAGACAAUGGAACUUUACAUAAUAUCCACAAAUGAUUUAUGGUAAUUGUUGUCAGUGAUUUGAAUACCUCUUCUUGAACGCCACCCUUGAAUAGCAAAAAGUUCAGUAAAAGCCGUGGCGUUUAAUAGAAUAAAUGCUGUAACAUGUUUGUAUAAAAUUUCUUUUUUCUUUUAUUGAAGCUAUGGGUAUUAUAGUAUUUGAUAGCAGAGUUGGCCUCUUUGACGAUCCACCAAACAGCGAAGCAGUCGAAAUGGUUAAAGCUAUAAAUGAUUCUUUCAAGUUGAUGGGAAAAUUAAAUGGAGGACUGGAAUCGUUUCUUCUAAAGUACACCUGCUAUAAGACAUCUACCUUCAAAACAAUGUGUGACGUUCUGGACUUCAUUCUAAAAACCAGUUACAAGCAUGUAAGCAAGACGGCGAAGAAACUUCAAGAAACAGCCGAUGAUGUGGAAGACGAUCAAGGUAAAUGAAUGCUUUGGAGCCGUUUUAGUCCUUAGUUUCGCGAAGGCUGAGUUCUGGGAUGCGCUGAAUAGGUAUAGGAAAAUGGGGUAGGAAUGGCGCACUCCUUGAAAUGAAGCAAGAUAACGACUUGUUCUUUUCAGCGGAGCGAAUGACUUCCAUGACUGAUGAAUUUUGCCUUUUCUUACCCGCACGUUUUCUGUGCAGGUUGCCGGAAAAAUUCUGCGAGGCAGCCACUAACGGAUCAGUAAACAUAUGCUUUCACUUAUUUUCUUUUUAUAUAUCUCAAACCCUGUAUUUGGAAGUUUUGUAGUGUAACUAUUCCAAUAGAUUAUACAACUUGAACGACUUUUACACAUUUUUUCGAGUAAUACGCAGUCUCCUUGCGAUCACGUAAGAAAAUGCGUAAGAGACUAACUCUAGUUACGACCAUCAUCGUGAAACCCUGUUGGACUGUGCCAUUCUGUAAUGAAUGAAUUAGUGGAGGCAGCGUGGCCGAAUGGUUCAGUAGAGCACCGGACUUAGCUUGUAAUCCGGAGGCCCCAAGUUGGAAGUCCCGCCCUGACCCCAAGCUGGAUUUGUUCUGGGUAGUGGUUCGGUAGUCCUGGUUUCAAAUCCUCGGCCAUGCUUGGAAAUAGCCGACUGGUUCACCUUCUACCAGUCGGGAUUCUUAGCCAUAUUAAGUUUCAUUUGAAUUAUCAGUUUCAUUACCGCUGAAAAGCGCCGUAAGGGGAGGAUAAUUAAGUAUUCAAAAGCGAUCGUUUCCCCCAGGGUAAUUGACCGCGACCACUUUUGUGAAUUACCGGAUGGUCUUUAUCUUUGCUUUUAAAUACUCCAGUAACCGACUACCCAGUUAACACUCGAAUAAAAGGGUUUACUCCUUGAACAAAGAUUGGGUUAUAUACACAACAUAUAAGCGCUGAUGGUACGUUCGUACAAAGUAAUAAAAGAGAGGCCCCUUUAUGUUUCACCAGAAUUUAUCACAACAUAAUUUAAACGAAGUUUAUCUUGGGCAGCGGAUUAAGAAAACAAUGGACUUAUUAAAGUGGCUUAUCUCAGGAAGAUGUUUCUCUAUUCUACCCUAUAUGCCUCCGUGGCGGUUCACCGGGCAAUAAACGGGGUUUAGAUAAUAAAAGCGGUAGGCAAACUGAAAAUGGCUUAGAACGUGGUUUUGACACUAGUUAUAGCUAUAACCGGCCCAUAAUAACUUUAUAUUAUGGUAGCAUACAAAAUUCGUAAACGCGGCCAGCUCUAGUUGCAACCACUUUUUGAAUUCACGCGAGGUGGUCGCUUACAAGGACUUUGACUGUGUAUUUGAUACAAAAGAUUGAACACUUCGCCAUAAUGAUUCUGCUCAAUUGAGCUCCCGCUAACUAUCGCCAGUGUGCACCAUCCACGGGCAAAUGCCAAACUGACCAAUCAAAGGCUGAAUAGUAUGAGUGUCACUUUAUGCCACCCAUUAAUACACAUUAUAAAAAAUGAAAAUCGCUCAAAGAAAAUCGCAGUGCAGGCUUUUUUAAAUUAGGGUUGUAACGGGCUUAGACUUAUGCUUUCAUUUGUGCUUAUUUUAGUCGACAACAACUCAGUAAACAGCUUUUAUGAUGAAAACGAUUAAAGCGUGUUUAACUAAAAGGUAACAUGCGUAAGCUUUAGUGUCAUGGGGCAGACAUUAGUUAUGUUAGAAAAUUCUUUCAUAUUACUGCUCUUUUCCGAGUCGAUCUUGCUGGAUAUACCUGGAGUAGCAAAGCAAUUUUCUUUUUUCUUUUGCCUACAUAUUAUAUCUUUCUUUGUUGCUAAAUCUAAACGAGCGAUAAACUUAUCUUGCAUGUUGUUUUUAAUUCCAGCUGUUCCAUUGCUGACGUAUCUUUUAACCAAAAGUGAUUUGCAGAUGGAGGAAGCAACUCUUAGCUCAGUUAUUAUGUUCAGAGCAGGUGUUGAAGUGGUAAGAUAAUAAUGCGGCAGGAUACCAAACCAAGUAUUAAAUAAGUUUAAAUAAUAGUGCGUUGCCCCGGGGUGUACUCCCUAUAAUGGUCUAUACGUGGAGGCUCUGGAUCAAGUUAGGUUUCUGGGAAACUGCCCACCUACCCCUCCCCUAAGUCAACAUUAACACUUACUUUUCACUUAGGGAAAAAUGUUGAAUUAGGGGAGGGGUAGGUGGGCAGUUUCCCCAGAAACCUAAAUGAGGUAUAUGAAAAGGUAAGGGAUUUUAAUAGAGUUGAAGUAUAUGAAAGGGUAAGAAUAUCUGUAGUACCAAAAGGCCCAAAAGGGCUUACAGAUGCAUUUUAUGGCUGUGAAAAAAUGAGUAGAGAAAAAUUUGUGUUUUUACAAUUUAAUCGUAGUCAGCAAAAGGGAUGCAAAGUUCUAAACUAGGUAUUUGGAUGGGGUUUUAUUUUUUAAAUAGAAGGUAUACUACCAAAGGGGUACCUUUUCUACCAGAAAUGGUAUAUAAAAGCCGGGUAAGGAGUUAAACCUCCGGGCGUAUCCUCCCCAUAUAAAAUUUUGUUGAGUUGGGAGUGUGAUGAAGAGAAAAACCUCUCCUCCCCCAUCGGAAACCCAUGACAACGCAGACACUGGUCGCGGGGUGCGGUUCUAAUUACUAAACCAUGGACAGACUUAUGGGGACUGCUAGGUCAUUUGAUAGACUCCCAUCAUUUCGUUUACAAAACACUUUUAAUGUCAAUAUAUUUUUUUUAAUAGCUGAUUUAUUUUACAGUCUAAAAUUUUUUCUCAUAUAGACCGGUACCAUCGCUCUUUGGCUCUUGUACGAGCUGGCACGCAACCCGAGGGUGCAAGAAAAGGUGUAUGAAGAAGUAUCCUCAUUAAUAAAAACCAAUGAAGACUUCACUACUGAAAGCUUUGGAAAACUGCAUUACACAAAGGCCUGUGUCAGAGAAACUCUAAGGUAAGGACCCAAAUUUACUUAUGUCCAGAAAUGCAUGCAAUGGGAGCUCCCAGCAGAGCCUGCGUCAGGUAGCUGGGAGUGAUGUAGACUUGGAAUUUAGGAAGCGAAUAAAGCACAAUCACAGGUAGCCCAAGGUCGAAAUAUGAGCAUCGGCGAGCAUCGGCAUUGUUGCGUAACAUUCGAAAUAUAAGGAUUUGUAUAAACCUUACACAUAGAGAGAAAACCGUUUACAGUACAAAGAAUAAAACGACCAUAAAUCUGCCCGUGGACCACACAGGAGAGACGUAACACAUAUUUUAAGUAAGGUAAGCUGUUUUUUAUUGAAAUCGUUUCAUUUUCGUAGGUUACAGAAACGAUAGGUUUUUUCCCCAUACAAAUCCUUAUAUUUCGAAUGUUACGCAACAAUGCCGAUACUCGCCGAUGCUCAUAUUUCGAGCUUGGGCUUCCUGUGGCACAAUGCAAUAGGUUUACACUUUAAUAGCUUGCGUCGCAGACGUAAUCUCACUCCGUUUAGUAGGGACCUUAAUACUCCUUUCAUCUUAACAGUCAUUUAUGUUGACUCGGGACAGCUCAUUCCAGUUUUUUGAUUUUUAGCAACGUGAGGUUACUGUGGCCGACAGUUCUAUUUACAAUGGUCGAAUUCGCGACCGAAAAGAGCGCUUGUCGCGGAAUGCACUUUUUUCGACAGUUGUACUGAUAUCCAAUUAAACAAAAAUUCUUAAUAUAAAAUACUAAACUGUAUACUUCUUAAUUAUCGGUCUCUUCGAUCGUCCAGGUUGUACCCCGAUCCAGGAUUUUGGUCACGUGUUCUCAGCAGGGAUGCAGUUCUCUCUGGUUACCAUAUUCCCGCGGGGGUAAGUAUCAUAAAAAGUAUGGGUUAAUAAAAACAUAGCUAGCAGAGGGGACAAUAAAGGUAAAAGGUUUUAAGAACAAAACCGUGAAUGAGAAUGAUAUACGACACUAAGGAGAGAUAAUGUGGCACUUGCAAAUAACGGAGAGUUGAGUAUUGGAGCGUCGAACAGCUUAUAGGAGCCUCAAGAUACACUGUUUCUUCUUGCUGUUCCUGGUAGAGGAACAUGUUUCACUUGGUUUUAGGAGACCAUGUUUUCCCAGAUGUGGUUAUGCCCGGUAGCCUAGCCGACGAAGCGACUUUAAUUUACCCAUGCCCGUAAACCGGAAACUGUGCAUCUUCAGUAAUGGUUCUAUGACAGGAAAUUUAUCAAAAAUUCAAACGGUGGCAACUGCGUCCAAAUUGUCGAGUGAAACCUAAACUUGAAUAACCCCUCAAAGAAUUAAAAGAUGGUAAAAAUAAGACAGCAAAUACAAAAGAAGGCACGAAUGGACAAACUUGAAGAAGAUUAAAGCGGAUUGCGGCGAUUGUGGUUUUUCAGGAAAACUUGUCAGGCUAACAGUUUGUCGAAGUUCAUUUUUGCUGUUUGCAACGUUUGAUAAGGCUUGACAUAAUGCUUGGAAGGCAUUAUUUGUUUGAUUCAAAGCUGUGGUUUUGUCGUCAUCCACAAGUAAUUUCUGAAGUCCCACAGCGAACAAGGUCGAGUAGUUGGCAACAAAAUGAACUAGAGUCACUACUGGACAGCCGUAACUCAGCCCCUUUGAGGUUUCUAAUAAUGGAGAGGUUUAGAAACCAAUGUGCAAAACUUUGUUAAAAGAUAGUAAACUAAUUCCCUCAGUUGAGACGAACUGCAUUGUUCUUUCUACCUAGGUAAAUGUUUUAAAAUGUUAGUGUCUUCAGAGGAAUGUUUUUUUUUUUUUGGUAAUCCUUAUUUAGGCAUAUUUAGCCGUUAAAAACACCAAGCUCUUUUCAAAUGCGAUGACAUUUCUUAGCCUUCAAGUCAGCUUUUAUGUGAACCUUUUUUUAGACCCCGAUUAGAUACUCCAAUUAUCUAUCUGGACAUUCAGAAGAAAUCUUCUCAAAUCCUCUUGAAUUUAAACCUGAACGUUGGUUGAACACGGAAAAGAAUGGCCCUCACCCUUAUGCAUCAAUUCCAUUUGGCUUCGGGCGACGCAUGUGUAUAGGUAGGUGUCUUUUAAUUUUAUCACACAGAUUUACUGCUUCUGCCUCGUCGCAGGUCUCCCUCUUUGUUCUUAUGCGGCGCUGUCGCCCCACGUAAGGGAAUCUAACACAGUCUUGGACUGGAUUCCACGCCAUGGAUUCCGGAUUCCAGGUACUGAAUUCCAGCAUUUGUAAGUGGAACAUUGGAUUCCAGAUUCCAAUUGUCAGUGGGAUUCCGGAUUCCUUGUGCUGUAUUCUGGAUUCCAAACCCAGGAUUCCGUAUUCCACAAGGAAAAAUUUCCCGAUUCCGGAAUCCGGAUUCUCUUACACGGGAGAGCGUUGUGUCUUGAGAAGAUGUGCUUUCUGUUUUUCGAAUUAAAGUGGCGCCUUGAAUCUAGGCAGCACCCCGGCGAUUUUCUCUCUUGGUUAUAGUCACUCAUUAUUACUGCUUUUCUUACUGAGACUGGCUCCUUUUUUGAUACAGGACGACGCGUAGCUCAGACUGAACUCUGCCUUUUGGCCGCAAUGGUAAGGAGCUGAUUGUGGAAUUACAAACAAAGUGCGAUGAAUAUAAUGGCCUGUGCUAGCUGGCGGAAUUAUUGUUGCUCGUGCGAGAGUUUUGGCGGCGAUGCCGCCACCUCGCGCAGCUUUGCCGAGAAGAAGUGAGCGCCGAAUAACUUCUUGGAAUUUCAAAGCUUCUACCCCCGGCCCAAUUCUCCGCACGUCUUCGCAGCUCCUCUGCCAAACUUUCCUCGCGCAAACGAUCCCGCCGGCUACGCAGGCUAUGAUUAUUACAAAUUGCUGAAGUACAGUGGAGCCAGGAUAAUGCUAUGUUUAGUGUAUUUAGUCAUUAUGUGGGUUGCUGUGUGGAAAGAAUCUGACAGGCAACUGUUCUCCGAACAGUCGCGUUGGUAGACCCAAACCAAGGCCCGCAGGGCUGUCGUGGUGCCCAGCUAUUUCGUUUCAGCGAGAGAGCGCCCCCGCCUCUCCCAAUCUUUACAUCAGGUCUGGAUUCCCAGCCAUCAGCUGUAAGCCUGUGCUGGCUUCAUCUUGAUAUGAUUUGACCAAUCCUCCUCCUCUGAGGGCUCUGUAUUUCAGUGGUUUGAAGCAUUCUCUAGCAAGAUACUUGUCAGCUGUGAGUGUUCGAUCGAACUUUUCCCAUUGAGAAUUUUAAAUUUGAAUUAAUAAGUACGCCGAACUUGUGGUUGUUUCGAUGCCGAGAUGUACCCUUAUAAUGAUCUUAAGAUUGUCUCGAGAAGAGUCCAUCGAGAAUCAACAAUCUUGGACAUAGGAGGUCAUAGAUAAAUUGUUUUUUCAAACUAAUUUCACCGGCCUCUUAGACUUUUCUGUCAAUUUUUACUGACUGUUUCAGGUCAUAAGUAAUACAAAUAUCCCUCGAUUCUAACUUUCAGAUCGUCCAGCGCUUUGUGUUGGAGUUCCACGAGAAGCCAGUUGAAAUAACAAGUGAAUUCGUGCUGGUUCCUGAUCGACCAAUGAGAAUCAAGUUCAUAGACCGAGAGUAAUUGACGCUGCGUAACCUGCGAACACCGCCGUCCCUUGCGUCCUUGUCCUCAGGGUCUUUUCAAGCAUACGUAGCAGAAAAAAACCAACCGGCGCUUGCCACGAGACAAGCCACGCAGGCUACGUAGGUUUUCUCCUUUUCCAAUGAAAACCGAGAAGCCCCUGGGGACGAGGUUGACGUUGCUAGACGUCGGGGUUUCAAGGUUAAUUUUGACAAAAUCUAAGUCAGUUCGGUCGCAUUAAAAUUUUGAUGUUUUCUUUUUUGUGUGUGUGACAAAGAAGCGCUGAUACCGGGAUUCCGUAAACUGCCGCCGCUAAUGAGCCCUGGGAUACAUCUUUGUACGGGGUUUUAGGAGGACUUAUCAACGGAGCGGCUUAUAUCCCACUGGAUUUAUAACCGGAAAAGAAAAAAUAACAGCAGUGCUGAUAAAAAUACGUUUUGCAUAUACUGGUUUUCAUUAAAGCUU
Molecule: messenger RNA, 15421 nt
Organism: Porites lobata
Lineage: Eukaryota; Metazoa; Cnidaria; Anthozoa; Scleractinia; Poritidae
Source: the annotation of a GenBank genome assembly